Messenger RNA from Staurois parvus, 1247 nucleotides. The record is from the annotation of a GenBank genome assembly. Lineage: Eukaryota; Metazoa; Chordata; Amphibia; Anura; Ranidae.
UACCCUUCAGAUACCGGGCAGAAAAAGACCCUCGAGAAGAAAGAUGGGCGACGGAUGUCCUUUCAGAAGCCAAAGGGGACCAUGGAGUACACGGUGGAAUCCAGGGAUUCGUUGAACAGCAUUGCCCUGAAGUUUGACACAACACCAAAUGAGCUGGUUCAGCUGAACAAGCUUUUCUCCAGAGCUGUCGUACCUGGACAACUGCUGUAUGUCCCUGACCCAGACUACAUUUCCAGUGUGGAGAGCUCCCCGUCCCUCAGUCCCAUAAGUCCUCUAUCUCCAACCUCAUCAGAAGUGGAGUUUGAGAAAACAAUUGACCCACAAGGCCCUCACCACAAGGAAUCCACAUCCACCCCUUCCUACUCAUCGAUCCGUCCUUCCAGGGUGGUCUCAUCCACAUCGGAGGAAGAAGAAGCUUUUACAGAGAAGUUUCUGAAGAUUAACUGCAAGUACAUAACUGAUGGAAAGGGCUCGGUCAGUGGCGUACUUCUGGUGACGCCAAAUAACAUCAUGUUUGAUCCGCAUAAGACUGAUCCUCUAGUGCAGGAGAAUGGCUGUGAAGAGUACGGCAUCAUGUGCCCAAUGGAGGAGGUGACAUCGGCUGCUAUGUAAACAAAGAAAUAGUCAAUAGCAAAUUGAAGGAUAUUCCUGUAGAUGUAGAACAGCUGACCAGUAUGAGAGAUUUCUGCAACUUUAAGAAAAUUUCUCAAAUUAAUGCUCAGGAAUUAGAUACAAAAAUGUGGGAUACUGGAAACGACAGUGCCAGCACUGCUCCCCGCAGCACUGAGGAGUCCUUGUCAGAGGACGUUUUCACAGAAUCUGAGCUGUCUCCUAUUAGAGAAGAGGUGCAUUCUUCUGAUGAGCUGCGACAGGACAAAUCCUCAGGUGCAUCCUCUGAAUCUGUUAAGACAAUCAACCAACUAGCAGGAGAAUGUUGCACAACAAACACUUCAGACUCCCCGGAUGCUUUGCAUGAAAAAGGCAAUGGCGAGCCUUCAGCCAAUGACAGUGGGAUUGCCAGCAAUGCCAAUGAUUUGGAAAAGAGUGACGCUUCCAUUAAGGUAGGUGAAGACUUGGAUAAAGUAUCCGAAACAUCUGCUGAAUUACAAGCCAGUAUGGAGCUAGAGGAAAUGGAAGGUACAGGGAACAAAUGCAAAGAGGACAAACAAGGGUCGGACAGUGAAAAUAAAUCCUGGGAUCAGAGUAUUGAUAAAGAGGAAUCUGAACCUGGAAACCAAGGAGAGGAA